AUGAGUGCAAACCUUCGAUAUCUCCUAGUCUUCUUUUGCGUCCUCCUCACGGUUGGCGCUGAUACCUUCCCCGCCUACAAUGUCAAACCACGCGAGGCAACCCCCGAUGGCUGCCUCGAGUUAGCCGGGGCCCUCUUCGGACCCGACGACUACAAGAUCACCAUGCACAACGGACGCUACAUUGCGCUCGCCUGCGACGGCCGCAAGCGCGUCGAGUGCGACACCAUCUCUGGCGGAGUCUUUGGAACGGACAAUUGCGAUUCCCCCGACCCGGCCGAUGGCGCCCCAAACGAUAUCCCGACUGAAGAGGAAGCCAUCAAGAUGGGGAUGGAGCUGCUCACGAGCCUCCACAUGCUGCCUGAAGAGGAGGGCGGCGUUGUCAUUGAGCCCGCAAGCACCAGCAACACGUUCCUGGCCCACGAGUAUGAGUUUGGCGAAGGGAACUACGUUCGCGAUGACUGGAAAAUUGAUAUAACGGUGAAUUUAAAAGUCAGCAUCGUAGUUGGGGACAAUACAUUCAUGCUCACAGGCGGUGGGGGGAAGUUCCUGGUCACGUACGGCAGCUGCGGGAAGCCGAUCGUGUUCCAGGCGCUCUGGCGGGAAAUCUGCGGGGAGAAGAUGGAAGAAAUCCCUUCCCGGGAGCAGGCGAUAUCAGAAUAUAUAGCAAGUCUGGGCCCGCUCGGCCCUAACGCGACUGUCGAGGCCAAGCUGGGCUACCAGUCCGAACCGUUCGGGGUAUGUCAGGAGGUCAUGCAUCCAGUGUGGAUACUUGAGGGAGAGGUUGUCGCGAACGGCCAAAAAGUCCCAGUCCGGCCCCAGAACUCUCGCUAUGCGGCUUCAGAUAACCAGAUAACCCGCAGAGAUUCGGGCACCGGAUCCCUACCGAGGGAGGCCCACUGGCCAGCCCCCCGAUCCAACGACGACGACGAUAACUGUAAACUCGAGGUGGGGAUGGAAUAUCUUGGUGAGCCAUACGGCCUGGGGCUCGCGAGCGAGAACGCGGCCGGUUUCCGGUCCGGGGUCAUGCACACCGCGCCCAUCGGCAACGUCACAUACGAGAAGAGCAAUGCGCUUGUCUGGGGCUCCGAUUGGACGACAGAUAACAAAACAUACGUGGAGUCAGCCGACCUGGUGUGGUACACCGGCCAUGCAAACAGCAACGGCUGGAUGGUCACUGUGCCAGACACAGGAGCACCAACAAUGGCCCGCUACACAUCCUUCAAUCAGUCGGGCAACGGGCUCGGAGAGCAGGACCUCGAGUGGCUCAUCAUCGCUGCCUGCGGACCGCACCAGGACGAGGCGUUCGAAAAUGGCGCGGGGAGCGUGUUUGAUAGGUGGAGGGGGAUCUUUCAUGGGCUACACAUCAUGUUUGCGUACGGCAGCGCGUCGUCCGAUUCGGCGGAGGAGGGAGCCAAGUUCAUGAGGUACGCACAGGAGGGCAACAGCCUGAUCGAUGCGUGGUUCCGGGCCGCGAAGGAAGUGCAACCCCCGGGGGUCGUCGUGACGGCGAUGUGGGCGGACGGUGCCAGGGAUGACCAUCUUCCGGGCUACGGGUCUGUCUCCGAGGACAGCUCCUCGGCGCCGCAGGAAAUGUGGUUCAUGUGGACGACUACUUAG
Morchella importuna is the source of this 1617-nucleotide messenger RNA. RefSeq lists its product as uncharacterized. The record is from RefSeq and is a predicted model, not a curated record. NCBI's taxonomy places the organism in Eukaryota, Fungi, Ascomycota, Pezizomycetes, Pezizales, Morchellaceae. The transcript has a single exon. The coding region runs from base 1 to 1617 and encodes 538 amino acids.